UUACCUUUUGCACAAUAAUUAAAAACAAACAAAAAAAAUCCAAAACUCUUCUUAAAUUUAAUUAUUAUUAAAAAUAAAUCCAUCAAAUGGACAAUUGCGUAAUUUGUUUAGAAACGAAUGACGAUGACAUGUUUUCCCGUAUUACUUCUAUGUCCAGCGAAUGGAUUGAAGGAAAAAUACAACGAAUAAUUGAAAAACAUUUGUGGUGGUGGUAUUUAAAACCUUCAUCUGUGAACAAGGAUUUUCUACCAUGGAUUUGUCGUCAAUGUUGGCAGGAAAUAUCAACCUUUCAUAGCUUUUAUUGUAAAGUAGAAAAAGCGCACAGAGAUUAUCAAACUAUUUUCAUAUCUCUAGGGCAAGCAAGUUCUGGAGAGAAAACUGACAAUGUCGACGUUAAACAGGAGUCGGAAAAUGCAGUGGAAUAUUCUGCCAAAGCGAGCGAAAGAAUUAAAACUCGGAAACGAAUUAAAACCAUAGAAAAUCUUGAAGAUGACGAUAUGAAUUUAUUAGAAGUUAAAAGAGAAUUUUACUUUAAUCCUGAUGAUAAUGAUGGCCAGUUGGAGGAAGAUCUAAUUUGUAAUAAUAAAGACGUUUUAUGCUUUGACGCAUUAGAUGUACAAAAUUUUGAAGAUUGUAAAGUCUUCGAAGAAAAAGUCUUGGAAGAGUUAGGAAAUGAUGAAGGCCAUAAGCAGCUCAUAAAAAAAUCUAGAAAAGUAAAAUCCCGAGAAAAGACCAAACGAAAAACUAAACUUGACCCUGAUGCUAAAAAAACGCCAAAGAAAGUAAAACAAAAUAAGACCAAGGAAGAGCUGAAAGUUAACACUACUACUGAAAAUGUUAAAUCUGAUAUUUUCACUGAUAGUGAACAUAAAUUGGAAUGUUGUAUUUGUAAUGUAGCUCUAGACGAUUUCCGUGCAGUUAAACAGCAUUAUCGCAAUGAACACAAUACUAAGGGUUAUACUAUGUGUUGUGGUAAAAAGUACUUUAAAAGCUGCUUACUCAUCGAUCACUUAAGAGUACAUAAAGAUCCAAAUUAUUUUAAAUGCACAGAAUGUGCAAAAGUGUUUGCCACACGCCGAGGCCUGGAAAUCCAUUUAGAAAUACAUCAAACGCGCGAACGCAAAUUUAACUGUAAUGAAUGUGGCAAAUCGUAUUUUAAGCUACACGUCUUCGAACGUCAUAAAUUAAGCCAUGUGCCAGAGAGUGAAAGACACUAUAAUUGCUCGCAAUGUGACAAGAAAUUCGCCUCCGAUUAUUUACGCCGUCAACAUGAAGAUUUAACGCAUGAAAAGAAAUAUGACAAAAUUUGCGAUAUAUGUGGCAAGUCAUUUCGGCAUCGUUUUUCAUUUAUACGUCACAUGGAAGAACACGAUGGAACGACGCCCUCUUUGGUAACCUGUGAAAUAUGUGGUGUUAAACUAACAAACAAAUACGGUCUAAGAAGACACAUGAAAAUGCGCCAUUUGGAAGAAAAUAUGCAGGAACAGAUAUGCCCCUAUUGUUCCAGAGUUUCGCCAAAUCUUAAUGCUCAUCGUAUGCACAUUAAGUACAAUCACACUAUGCAGCGUAAACAUGCUUGUCAUUUGUGUGACAAGGCAUUUAGACGCCCUCUGGAGCUAAAGGAACACUUAAGUACACAUACCGGCGAAGCAUUAUAUACAUGUCCACAUUGUCCCCGUACCUUUAUAUCAAAUGCUAAUAUGCAUAAACAUCGCAAAAUAGCCCAUCGCCAGGAAUGGGAAGAGGCACGUUUGAAGAAGCUGAAUGAAAAGGGUGUGAAGUGUGUGAACGUGACCAAUGGUGUGGCCGAAAUCCAGAAUAGCCCAGAAAAUUUAGUAUAGAUACAGGUGUAUUAAUUUUUUUAAAUAAAUUUGAGAAAUCAAUUUUUGAGUUAUUUUCGAUUGAUUUCAGAAAGUGAUAGACUAGAUAUAGACUAGACUAUGGUUUAUUAUAGACCGAUCAUAUUGUUGCAAAAUUUUGUCCCGAUAUGGUAUUUGUUAAUAAAUUAACUUACGAAAGUGGAUCGAUAUUUUAAUGUCAAAUAUAUAUAUCAUUUCUAUUUAUAUAUUUUUUAUAGGGUCCUUCUCACGAAGGUGAGAAGGAUAGAAUUUUGAUUAAGUCCCUCAUUAACAUUUUACUC
Molecule: messenger RNA, 2140 nt
Organism: Lucilia sericata (common green bottle fly)
Lineage: Eukaryota; Metazoa; Arthropoda; Insecta; Diptera; Calliphoridae
Product: transcription factor grauzone-like
Exons: 1
Coding region: 87-1841 (584 amino acids)
Cellular component (GO): nucleus
Molecular function (GO): zinc ion binding
Source: RefSeq, a predicted model, not a curated record